Mercenaria mercenaria is the source of this 5510-nucleotide messenger RNA. Its product is annotated as kinesin-like protein KIF9. Bases 255 to 4016 code for a protein of 1253 amino acids. The record is from RefSeq and is a predicted model, not a curated record. Lineage: Eukaryota; Metazoa; Mollusca; Bivalvia; Venerida; Veneridae. Gene Ontology annotation, molecular function: microtubule binding; microtubule motor activity; ATP binding. Gene Ontology annotation, biological process: microtubule-based movement. The transcript is spliced from 20 exons.
ACCGACUAACUUGGACGGCCUAACUUGGAUACAACAUGGCGGAAAAUGUAAACAUGUUGGAAUCAUGUUUGAAAUUGUUGGUAGAAAUAUAAUGUGGGGAUAUUGUCACUCAAUGUUUCCACUUCAAUGAGCAUUUUGUGAAAUCUUGAGAUGCGAAUUACAUUUGUUAGCUCAUUCCACAGUUCAGGUUUUAGGUUAAAAAAGAGCUAAACAACAUACUUAUGUCUGCUGCCAGAUCCAUAUAAACUUCAACCAUGCCAAACAUCAAAACAUUCUGCCGUAUCAAGCCAACACAAGAAACCUAUGAGGAAUUUGAAGCCUCAAAGAAAACUAUAUAUUUACGAGUUCCAGAAGUCCUCAAAGAUUUUAAUUCAAACAGUAAAGGGUCAAGGGCAUGUGUGAACCAUGAAUUUAACUUUGAUCACAUAUUUAUGCAAGAUGCUUCACAACAAGAUGUGUUUGAUGUUGCUGCAUUGGAAAUAGUCCAAGCAUUUUUGAAUGGUUAUAAUGGAACAAUUUUUGCCUAUGGUCAGACAGGUACUGGAAAGACAUAUACCGUUGAAGGCAGUGCUAAAACAUACCAUUCCAGAGGUCUUGAACCAAGAUCAUUAUCUUUGAUAUACAGUGAGUUAGAAAAGAGAACCACAGAGGACCUAAGCGUACAUAUAUCAUAUCUUGAGAUCUACCAGGAUGUGGGGUAUGAUCUCCUGAAUCCAGGGGCCAGAACUCAGUCAUAUGUUACACCGUUUCCUAAGGUGAGUGUUAUCGAAGGACAAAGUGGCAUGUGUGUGGUACGUAACCUGUCCAAUCAUCUCGCAGCUAGUGAAGAUGUUGCACAGAGUCUUCUGCUUCAAGGUCAAGCAAAUAGAAAGGUCGCAGCCACAGCAAUACAUGACAGGUCAUCAAGGUCACAUGCUGUGCUUACUAUACAGCUCACAUCAAAGAAAAUGGAUUCUGAUACCAUAGUCAGGUCAAAAUUACAUCUAGUGGAUCUUGCAGGAUCAGAAAGAGUUGCUAAGACACGCGUACUUGGCCAUCAGUUAACGGAAGCAAAAAGUAUUAACCUGUCACUACAUCAUCUCGAGACUGUAAUAGUUGCCCUACAGGAGGAAGCUCUAGCUGCAGACAAGGCAAACAGAGCAAGGACAUCAGUAGGCAAUAGAAAAUAUAACUUUGUAACGAGACCUAGAAGUGCAGAUGGCAUCCGAGGACCACGCCAUGUUCCAUACAGGAAUUCCCUCCUUACCAUGCUGCUACGAGACAGUUUGGGUGGUAAUUGUAUGACUGCUAUGAUAGCAACUAUAUCCCUGGAAAUAUCCAAUCUUGGUGAAUCAAUAUCUACGUGUAGAUUUGCUGGACGAGUAGCCUGCAUCGCUAACUCUGUAUCGCGUAACGAAGAACUUGAUGAGAAGUCUUUGAUCCGUAAACUCAGGAAACGUAUUGCUGAACUAGAAGCAGAACUGGCUUGCUUGAAAUUAACACAGGAAGACGAGGAGGUAGACUCAAGAAUGAAGUUAAGUGAUGAAGACAAGCUGAUUUGCUCACAGGUUGUCAAACAAUACCUGGCUGGUAAAAUUGCAGAUCCCAUUUCAGCAGGUAUAACCAAUCCUAACAAAUUCAGAGAAUGUUUAAGAAUUCUGAAAAAGGUUGUUGGUAAUCCAGUGUUUGGACCUACUAGUGGUAAUGAACAUCGGAGAAAUUCAUUGUCUGUUACCGUACCCACUCAUACCCCAAUGGAGAAUGGUACCAGCCCAGUAAAUGGGGAACCAGAUAACGGAGAAACAUUUCAGAGACAUAACGUCCAGAAGUUGAAAGUUGAUGGGGAAUCAGAUAGUAGAGUGAAACCAAAUAACACAACCCAAGGGCAGAGAUCUAGAUCAAAUCAGAAUUCUAGUUUAAGAAGAAAUGCUUCAUUUGAAAUCUCAAAAACUGCAGCUCCAUCUGGUGAAAGAAGGGAUGUAACUAGGGAUGCUGGUGCCCCUCCUAGCAGACGACAAGCCACACAGGCUUGGGUAGAUGGUAAUGCUGAGAGUAGAGUCACAACGGCAUCAACUGGAGAGAGGUUAUGGACAAGCAACAGUAAAAGAGACCCAGAAACUUUGUCUAUGAUCUUAAAGGAGCAAGCUAGAACACCAUACGAACAGAAAAAAGCCAUGGAAAUAAAGAAGCUCAAUUCUAAGGUUGAGAAGUUGCAGUCGGAGAGAACAGAGCAGGAACAGCAGGUGAUAGAAAUGAAGAUACAGGUAGCAGAGAAGGAACUUGAUCUCAUGGAAAAACAUAUGAGGACUAAACUUGGAGUGAGUACAGCCCAGGUUCAGGAUCAAAGUAGCUACGUUAAACAGUUGAUCAGUACAGACGCAGAUCCAUCACUGAUAGAACAAGAGAAACUAGUUGAGAGACAGCUGAAAAAGAGAAUGGACAAAUAUGAUCGCCAGCUCAAGUAUAUAGAGUAUCGCCGUGAACAGUUAAAGAAUCAGGUUGACGGCCGAGAAGAAACUGCGGAGAAAAUUGCAAGCAUGCAGGAAAAAUAUGGCCAAUUCAGGAAGCGGGAUGGCUCGCUUAAUACGCGACAGGUCUUUCAGAUGUUAAAAUCUGAGGAGAAAAAACAGUCAAAGGUAAAGAAUCAGAUAGAAAGGGAAAGAAUUAUGGCAACUGCUGAACUUAUGGAAUUAAAGGAACUUGCCACUCGCCAAAAACUUCGGGAAUUAAAGGAGGCGAUGUCAUCAGGGAAACCUUUUGUACAAUCAGUGAAUGAUACGUCACAAAUGAAUGGACAUGGUCACCAAGUUGAGAAUGGUGCUAGAGAGCCUGUAGAAAACAGUUUCGUUAAUGAAUCAAAUAAUGAUAGGUUUACAAAGCCAUCUCGAGAAAAUACUUUUGUUGUUAAUGGUGAUAAAAAUGAAGACAGUCAAAACCUGAAUGUUUCUGCUAAUGUGCCAAAUAACGAGUUUUAUUCAAAACGUAAAUCAGAGAAAGAUCCAACAUCAAAAUGGGAGUCGAAUUAUUCCAGACCUACAACGCCGUCAAAUUUAGCAUUUGAAACAUCUGGGGAAAAGAAAAGGACAAAUAAUGAAGAACUAAAGGUCACUUUUGAUGAAAAUACUCAGGAAAAAGAAAAUCUAGAUAAUUCUGUGAUGAAAGACAAAGAAAAAAGAUCUGUGUUAACUGCAGAAGAUAUGCUUGAAAUACAAAGUAGACGAUUUGAGAAAGAACUUAGUAACAGUAGAACAAACAGAAAAAGUAGAGAAAAAUCACGUCUGGGAGGUGACCAGAAGACGUAUAUGCCUAGUGAAUAUGUUAAUGGUAUAUCAAAUGCAGACCAGUUUGAUGCAAGAAAAAUGAAUCUAUCCUCCAAAAAUUUUGAUUCAGCAUUAACAUCUAUGUUAGGCCAGGAAAAUAAUAGAAUUUAUCCUGAUAAUAAUGAUUAUGAACAGUUUGCUAGGACAUCUAAGUAUAGACCUAACCCUUAUUUGGAAUCUCAGAAAACACCUCCAUCAAGGUCAAAGGCCAGUAGAGAUCAGAGAAGUGGCAGGGAAAGAUCAAGAGAAGCAAGGUCUGCUGAAAGGUCAAAACAAGACCCCGAUGCAGGGCGAUCUCCAGUAUCUGCGAAGAUUUCUCGGUAUGUCCAGGGUCCUCCAAGUAGAGAACGCCAAAACAAACCCAGACCCAGACCAUCAUCAGCAGCUGGAAGAGAUCAUAUGAAGCCGUGGGGCUGGCAGGGUGGAAGUACCCAGGAAGGUAUUGACAUGUCAAAGUUUCUACUGAGGAACUCGUCCUUUAACACGUUGCAGAAUGAAGCUGUUCAGUAUGAGGACGAAUUAGACACUCCUCGCAGAGUUACAGCCCUUAAGGAAAAAGAACGAGAAAAGAAAUUUAUGAGCAAAGCUCAAGUUGAGAGAGAUCGUGUACAUAGAAUACGCAAAGCACGGCAGUCGGCGGAAGUUAUUCAAAGGUCAUGGCGACGAUAUUUAGCAAAGAAAAAGUUCUACAUGAAAAAAAUGAAUUUGACAAAGUGAUGUAGAAUUACUGCUGGUCAGAACUGAUAUUAUUUAUUAUUUGAUUGGAUUAGUGAACAUGUAAUAGAUCAGCAAAACAAGAUUACUACAAAUGAAAUAUGUGCUCAUCUAAUAUAACUAUUAAAAACCAUCAUUUCUGCAAACAUUUCCGAUAUCAUUUAUGUAUCAAAAUUUCAGUUUUAUAUACAGUUACGCAUUUCAAUAUAAAAAAGUAACAUCAUUUUUGAGCUGCCAAAACAGGUCAUGCAUUUAUCAGUUUCUGCCUUCUAAUAUUUUUGUUGCUUGUGGAAUCAUUCUAAUCCCAUUUGGUUCCUUUUGUCAUUCUGAGGAGACUUACUUAUUCACAGUCGUCAUCCAUGUGUCUACUGUUUAGUUUUACAUUCUUGAAGGAACUAAAAAUACUUUGCACAAACAUUAUACAAAGCGAAAAUUUCAUUCCUGUUGGUUAUCAAAGGUCAAGGUUGUACACAGAUCAGAUAUGCUAUACCCUUUAACGGUUGCCGCAAAUAUUUGUCAGAAAAUGAUGUAAAAGUAAUGUUGGUCUAACGUCUAGUCAUACUGUGAGAUAAAACGGCAAUGUUUUCAAGUUUUAACCCUGUAAACAAUUUUUUAAUAAAUAGGCACAAGGGUUUCCUGUAAUAAGAAGACAUGCAGUAUGUAACUUCCAAUCACCUCAGUACAAGGUCUGACAAUUAGGUCAAACAGCUUAAUUGUAUCAGUUCAUUUCAAAUAGAUUUCUUUGUUCUAUACACAACAAUUUACCCUUCUGUAUAAAUGAAGCAGGUAUGGAGAUGCAUGUGUUUGUACAGUUCCCUGCAAGUAAGUGUGGGAAGCAGUUUAUACAGGAAUAAUCAGUACAAAACUAGCCGGAUGCUGGAUCAAUCAUUAAUUGUGGGCAGAAUUGAUGCAAACAAUGCAUUUUAAAUUUUGGACAUUGAAAUAACUCUGAUAUGCAUAACACUCUAGUUUAAAUGUUAUUGAUAAUCAUUUCAUAUGUACAUCAAUGAUGUCAGCCAACAGACCUUAUUGAGGAAUGUUAGUAGGUCUGAAUUAGUGGAUGAAGAAAGUUAUUGUUGAUGAUAAUGCCAUGAAUCAUUCAUGUACAAUUCAUUGAUGCCGUGAUUAAUCAGCACUUCCCCUGUAGUUGUUGAAUUAAUCAUUCAACAGAACAUUAUGUAGUAAGUCUGUGGAUGAUAUUUUAUAUGUAGGUUAAAACCAUUGACAGUAUAAAAGAAAUCUUGCCAGCCUUGAUCUCACCAUACCUUGUUAUUGUGGCUUUACAAGCAUUGUAUACAUUGUUUAUAGAUGCAUGUUGGCAAGGUACAUACAUGUAUUAUAAUCCUGCAUAUAUACUACUUCAUAUAAGUAUUAUAAUAACGUCAAUGUAAUGUUGAUGCAUUUAUAAAUUGUGACAUAUUUUGAAAUAUUACUGUGAUAUUAAGAGAUCUAGCAAAAUCUAGCCGUUUUUCUGUUGAAUAAAAACAUGAACUUCCU